Haliotis rufescens (red abalone) is the source of this 1001-nucleotide messenger RNA. RefSeq lists its product as uncharacterized. Lineage: Eukaryota; Metazoa; Mollusca; Gastropoda; Lepetellida; Haliotidae. The transcript is spliced from 2 exons. Bases 325 to 987 code for a protein of 220 amino acids. The record is from RefSeq and is a predicted model, not a curated record.
CAGCUACAUUAAAUUGGGAGUUAUCUGUCUAAGGAAAUCUAUUGCCACACUCAUGACCAACCCGGGAAAGAAGAAAAGUCCGACAGUAUUCCAUUCGUGACCACUCGUAUCAUUCCGGGGAAAGUAUUGCUGCUAACGGAAAACGGCGUGCGGUGCCGAAUACCAGAACGGAUCGACCUUUGAUGACGAUUGGAACUGUUCAUUGUCCGGCGAUACAUAUCACACCCGUCUUGGAGGCAGCCCUCAUUCACCAUGUGCGUGCCGGAUUGUUAGCUGCAGAAGCAGUGUGGAAUUCGAGUGAUAACUUCAUGACCAUUCGAUGCAAUGGACGUCUCUUCACGCAUAGGGGUUAUCUUGAUUGAUCUCCAGAAGGCUUUCACCAUAGGGCAGUGGAUGCAAGCAAUUGGACCAGGUGACGUCACACGCAUCUCCCAAGUGUUCUCUCGGUCGGCUCACAUCGUGAAGCAUCUCUCUGACGAUGUCCCGCUUCUGUUAACACGCUGUCUUUUCGGCCGGGAACAUGACUUCGAGUUUGACUCUGAGGUCUCAACCAGUCUUGAACACAAACACUACACAGAGAUCAUUAAACCUAACACUAGAAUCCUAGAUUUUGAUCCAGUCGGUGUUAAAGCUUGGAUUCAGAGAAUCCGGGAAGAAAAUAUUAAAACAGUUUUGAUUGGUGGGUGCACGACAACCAGUUGCGUCAGACAGAGCUCCAUACAACUGCAACAGCACUUCGGCCAGAAAGGUGACCUUCAGGUCGUAGUUGACCUGAGUAUGUGUGGAGCUCGCGACAGCAACUAUUUGAAGCGAUGCGCUGUUUGUAUGGAAAAGUACAUGGGUGGUUAUGAUGUUCGUUGCAAGGGGUGUGAGGAGUCUGGGGUGAUUCUGACGUCACCGGUGGACAAGGCCGUGGAAGAUAUGACGCAAGCAGGUGUCACUGUUGUAGAACAAUUUGAUUGGUCGAGAUUUCUGACAGAAAAAUAAAUCGUGUGUGUAGA